AUGGCAUCUUCAACAACUACCUCUGAAUCCAUAGACCACUCCGCUAUUGAUAAUUUGGCAAAAAACCAAGAGUAUGUCCCUACCCCUUUUGCAAUCCAAUCUAUCAAUGCUGGGGAUGACCUUACUUUAGCAUUGCUACAAGUUUUGUCAUUUCAGAAAAUGCAGAACAGCACAGAUGAUACUGACAGACAUAAAUUAGUGUUAUCUGAUGGCAAAUACAUGAAAGAUGGUAGUCAAACACAAAAACAUGUGGUGAAAAUUAAUGAUCUAUCUGGUUCAACAAUUGACAUCAACUUAUGGGGCCCAAUAGCAGAACAAAAGGGCCUGGAAUUGAAAAAUAUGUUGACCAAUGAUAGUGUGGUUAUCCUUGCUUUACGUAAUGCUCGUGUUGGCUAUUUCAAUGGGAAGCUUGUAAACAUAAUAGCUACAACAAUAUUACAUAUCAACCCAAGUUUUCCAAAAGUAGAGCUUCUAACAUUAAGAGGAAAGGACCCUUUGCUUGAUGUACCCUUUGUUGUAGAAACUGUCCACAUAGAUGGCAAAUAUACUAGAAUGACAAUCUCUUCAAUCUGUGAGCGGAUGAGCAUCAAACCAGAAACAAUUCAGACAACAUUGCUAGUUGUUCUACGCUAUGUCAACGUCAAUGACCAAAAUUUCUAUUACACAACUUGCCCACUGAUGGUCAAUGGAAGGCCUUGCAAGAAAAAAUGUACACAGCAAGUUGAUGAUUCUUGGUUCUGCUCUAGAUGUCAAAUGAGUAUGCAAGACUGUAAUUAUAGUUACCUCUUGCCUCUAAAGUUGCAAGAUGCCACAGGUACUCUAUGGGGCACUGCAUUUGAUGAGGGUGGCAAUCACUUGCUACACAAAACUGCAAUACAUCUCUAUGCACUACAAAACGAUGCAACAACAACAGAGACACCUUCCUCAGUGAUCAAGAGAGAACUAUCACAUUACUAUUCAUUCACACUGCUAGUUUCUAUUGAGACAUACAAUUCAGAAUCCAAGAUGAAAGUGACAAUCAAUAAAGUUGCUCCUGUUGACUUCAAAGCUGAGUGCCAUGCACUACUUGCAGAAAUUAGCUGCCUAAGUACAGAGACUUAG
Molecule: messenger RNA, 1101 nt
Organism: Cryptomeria japonica (Japanese cedar)
Lineage: Eukaryota; Viridiplantae; Streptophyta; Pinopsida; Cupressales; Cupressaceae
Product: replication protein A 70 kDa DNA-binding subunit A-like
Exons: 3
Coding region: 1-1101 (366 amino acids)
Source: RefSeq, a predicted model, not a curated record